Messenger RNA from Felis catus (domestic cat), 759 nucleotides. It is a transcript of the gene CRYBA2, whose product is annotated as crystallin beta A2. Gene Ontology annotation, molecular function: structural constituent of eye lens. The transcript has 5 exons. The record is from RefSeq and is a predicted model, not a curated record. Lineage: Eukaryota; Metazoa; Chordata; Mammalia; Carnivora; Felidae. Gene Ontology annotation, biological process: lens development in camera-type eye; visual perception. Bases 111 to 704 code for a protein of 197 amino acids.
CGGGAGGGAAUGCGGGGAGGGGAGGCGAGGCCGGGUAUAAAGCCCCGCACGCCCGGCCCGCGCGCAGCCUCUCCAUUUUUCCGUCAGUACCGCGCUCACCCACCCGCGGCAUGAGCAGCGCCCCCGCGCCGGGCCCGCCGCCCGCCAGCCUCACGCUCUGGGACGAGGAGGACUUCCAGGGUCGCCGCUGCAGGCUGCUGAGCGACUGCGCAAACAUCGCCGAGCGCGGAGGCCUGCGCAGGGUGCGCUCCGUCAAGGUGGAAAAUGGCGCUUGGGUGGCCUUUGAGUACCCUGACUUCCAGGGACAGCAGUUCAUUCUGGAGAAGGGUGACUAUCCUCGCUGGAGUGCCUGGAGUGGCAGUGGCGGCCACCACAGCGACCAGCUGCUCUCCUUCCGGCCAGUGCUCUGCGCAAAUCACAGUGACAGCCGUGUGACCCUGUUUGAGGGAGAUAACUUCCAGGGCUGCAAGUUUGAACUCACUGAUGACUACCCAUCCCUGCCCUCCAUGGGCUGGGCCAGCAAGGAUGUGGGUUCUCUCAAAGUCAGCUCUGGAGCGUGGGUGGCCUACCAGUACCCAGGCUAUCGAGGCUACCAGUAUGUAUUGGAGCGGGACCGGCACAGUGGGGAGUUCCGAAACUACAGUGAAUUUGGCACACAGGCCCACACUGGGCUGCUGCAGUCCAUUCGAAGAGUCCAGCACUAAGCUCCACAUCCCUGACACCUCCCAUGAGGACCCUCAAUAAAGGUUCCUGAACCUG